This is a messenger RNA of Durio zibethinus, 821 nucleotides long. RefSeq names its product 26.5 kDa heat shock protein, mitochondrial-like. Gene Ontology annotation, biological process: response to heat. The record is from RefSeq and is a predicted model, not a curated record. NCBI's taxonomy places the organism in Eukaryota, Viridiplantae, Streptophyta, Magnoliopsida, Malvales, Malvaceae.
ACACCAUUUUACUCUGCACAAAAAUGGCACUGGCUCGUUUAGCUUUGAGAAAUUUGCAACAAAGGGUUUCCCCUUCUUCGUCUUUUUUGGGUCAUGACCUAAGGCAAAAGUGGAAUGAUGAGAUUUUGAUGAGGUUCAUGGCAACAACUACUGGUAAGGUCUCUGAUGAGAAAAAAGAAGGCCAAGAAGUAUCUGUUUCUGAAGGUGAAAAGAAGUCCAGGCUUUACCCAAGGAGGAAAAACAAGAGAAGUCUCUGGAAUUGGAGAAAUAAACAACACGACUAUGCUCCUCGCCUUUAUGAAUUCUUCCCAUCAGGCCUUGGGAAUGCACUCCUGCAAGCAACUGAAAACAUAAACAGGCUAUUCGACAACCUCAACUUGACACCUUCACAGAUGAUGGGGCGAGUAAAAGAGCAAGACGACUGCUAUAAAUUGCGGUACGAUGUGCCAGGGCUAACCAAAGAGGAUAUUAAGAUCACCAUUGAUAAUGGGGUUCUAACGAUAAAGGGAGAGCAUAAGGCAGAAGAAGGAGCGGAAGAUGAGCAGUGGUCUGCCAGGAGCUAUGGCUACUAUAACACAAGCCUUGUGUUGCCUGAUGAUGCAAAAGUUGAUGACAUUAAGGCUGAGUUGAAGGAUGGUGUUCUUUCUUUUAUCAUCCCAAGAACUGAACAGCCCAAGAAGGAUGUGAAGGAAGUUCAAAUCCAUUGAAGGGGUCAUGUUUGAACUUGAUUACUACUUUUAGGGUGUCCUUUUUUUUUUUUUUUCGCUUCAUGAUCAGUGGCUUUGUGUGAAUUGAAAUGGGAAUAAAAGGUUUGGACAAGU